This is a messenger RNA of Pimephales promelas (fathead minnow), 951 nucleotides long. Its product is annotated as histone H2A. Gene Ontology annotation, molecular function: DNA binding; structural constituent of chromatin; protein heterodimerization activity. The record is from RefSeq and is a predicted model, not a curated record. NCBI's taxonomy places the organism in Eukaryota, Metazoa, Chordata, Actinopteri, Cypriniformes, Leuciscidae. Gene Ontology annotation, cellular component: nucleosome.
CACUGAAGAAAUUAAUGACGUAUUCAAACAUUAAAGAAAUGCAUUUAAGAAAGCUAGGCCUGAUUAAAUAGUAGCAAACACUUGAAGAUAGCAGAAAGGGGGUUGGGUUUGGUGUUUGGAGGGAAGCUCAUUGAUUGGCUCGAUGAUGUGCUCAGACUCCAGCCAAUAGGAGAUUAGUGAGAUUUCUUUUAAAAGGUAGAACAGAGUCGAAAGUGUUACUUUCUUAUUUUGACGAACAACUGUAAGCUACAAUGAGCGGAAGAGGUAAAACCGGUGGAAAGGCUCGUGCCAAGGCCAAGACUCGCUCUUCCAGGGCCGGACUGCAGUUCCCCGUCGGCCGUGUUCACAGGCUUCUCCGCAAAGGCAACUAUGCCCAGCGCGUCGGUGCCGGAGCUCCGGUGUAUUUGGCCGCUGUGCUCGAGUAUCUGACCGCUGAGAUCCUGGAGUUGGCUGGAAACGCCGCUCGGGACAACAAGAAGACCCGCAUCAUCCCUCGACACCUGCAGCUGGCGGUGCGCAAUGACGAGGAGCUGAACAAGCUUCUGGGUGGCGUGACCAUCGCUCAGGGUGGUGUGUUGCCGAACAUCCAGGCCGUGCUGCUGCCCAAGAAGACCGAGAAGCCCGCGAAGGGAAAGUAAACUGACGGAAACUUCUCAUCAAACCAAAGGCUCUUUUAAGAGCCACCCAAUUUCUCCAAGAGAGAGUGAUUUCAUUUGUCCCACUAUUGUUUUUUAAUAAACGGGUUCAAUUGACUAAAAUAAACAAAAGAAUAUGGUAGAGGAGUUGCCAUUUGUAGGAUUUUCACAGUACUAUAAAUGUUGACCCCAUACAUACAUACAUAAACUGUGCGAAAUUAGUUUUGUUUUCUUUUUCUAUUUUUAAUUUUUUUAAAAGUAGAAAUGCAUUCAAAGAUCAUUUUAAUGAGUUACAUGUUAUGUGAAUUCAGGACAC